AUGAGGGAUAUAGCUCAUGGUGCAGAAGAGCUACAGCCCAAUCUGUAUCCGGUAUACCAGACAUGCACGGGCUGUCACAAAAGCCCGGAUGGAAGAAACUCCACCUUCUCAUCAAUGCUUAUUGCGGGGGUUAGUAUCAAAGGAUACUACACAGCUACCACGACCAAUUCACGGCAUGGGCGAACUUCAUACCAGACUUUCCAGAGUCAGGGCCAUGCACCUCUUCCAGUGGGACACCAGUCUUCAGGUGAUGGACUUUGCGGUGAAUCCCCCCAACCAGUUUAUGGAACGACCGGCUGGCCAGCAGCUAUAUGUGGCAACAUGAGCAUCAAGCUCAAAUACCUCUGCCUCAGACGCACCUCGAGGGGCCGUAGCAGGAAUGCGCUUUUGAGAAAAGCCCGAAACAUCUUCAGUAUGGACUACGUUAAUAGGCGGAAUCCGUGGCAACACAAGCUAGGCCAAAGCUUGAGUGCAAAAGGGAUGAAGCCAGCGCACCGUAGGGGGCUGGGUGUUCCACCAAUCAGGGUCAAAGGACUCGACUCUCCGCCCGCGGCAAGUUGUCUCGGAGAAAUUAAUAAUCCGGACGGUUUAAAGGGAUGGUAA
Messenger RNA from Aspergillus niger, 603 nucleotides. RefSeq lists its product as hypothetical. Lineage: Eukaryota; Fungi; Ascomycota; Eurotiomycetes; Eurotiales; Aspergillaceae. The record is from RefSeq and is a predicted model, not a curated record. Bases 1 to 603 code for a protein of 200 amino acids. The transcript is spliced from 5 exons.